Messenger RNA from Ostrea edulis (European flat oyster), 2081 nucleotides. RefSeq lists its product as uncharacterized. The record is from RefSeq and is a predicted model, not a curated record. Lineage: Eukaryota; Metazoa; Mollusca; Bivalvia; Ostreida; Ostreidae. The coding region runs from base 79 to 855 and encodes 258 amino acids. The transcript has 7 exons.
CCCGGCUAACCGCUACACACCAAAUCAAAUUGAAUCGGGAUCGAAAAACAGGAAAUUCAUUUUCAUUGAUUCUCCACGAUGAGUGUUGCUUCCACAGAACCUCUGGUUAUUCCUUUGUUGUAUGACCCGUCUUUCAAAGUUGAUGUCCGACUUCAUGAGCCACUGCUGGGCAGCACCACUCAGACCCUGGACAUUGAUGUAGAGCUGAUGUCGCUGUGUUCACAGUUAGACAUAAUAUGUCAGAAGGAGCUAUCACAGCACAAGCUAGAGAAGAUAGAACACGGCAGAGUAAGCAGCGAUUUUACAAAUAAAGCCUCCAUGGUAUGUGACAGAAUGCAACAGCUAAUGCUGAGAUCCAGUCAACCAAACACAAGUUUACAGCAAUAUAUUGUGAUGAGGAAAUUUGACUUGCUUUUUCCUCGGGCAGCAGCAUAUUUAGAAAAUCCAGGUCACUUUAACCUAAAUCAACGUACAGAAGGAUUGGACAAUUAUUAUGCUGAUCUCUCCAGUCUCCAGAAUCUCUCGGCCUUGUCUCGUCAGAUCAACUCAGAUUUGUGUAAUUUGUCCGACCACAAAUACAUAGCUCAUCAAAUGGCAAUACUGUAUCAAUCUUUAACCAAUGUUGGACAUGCUUUGUUAGAUCCCUACAAACAAAGCAUAGAGGAAAACUUUAAGUCCAUUAAAUCGGCACUCAGUCAAGAGAGAGAACCGGGCGUGAAACAGCUGUACCCUGAACAAAAGGAAUGGUUUCUCAAUUUAACUAGCGGCAUAGUCAACACAAUCAACGGCUUUCCAUCAGAGUUAACGGGCGAGAUGUCACAACCAGCUCUCGUCCUUAAGAGAACCUCAACUUAGAUUCAGCACUCGCCGUUAUUCAUCAUAUCAGACUCCUCAUUUGUACAUGUAGAUAGUCCCAUGUUUGUUAGAUCUAGAACUUAUAGCUAUUUAUUUUAUAUUUAUAAAAAUUGAUGUCACUUGUGUUCACUACAGGUUUUUUUCUCUGUCAUUAUUUUUAUAUGGAUUUCAAGAUUGCUUAAAGCUCCUUUUUCUCUAUGUCAUAUUUUUGCCACAAAAUCAGACAUACAGAUACAUAUAUCAUUCUCCAUGUGAAGAUAUCAUUCCACGACACUAAGAUUAUUAUUUAUAUUAUGCGAGGAUCACUCACUCAUUAUUAUGGAGCUCUUCUUCAUCCAACCUGAAUAGCCGAGCUCCUGUUCAGUUUUGUGUCAAUGAAUUUAUUUCUAAAACUGGUGCUUUUGUUUAGCUAAUAUUUUAUACUCAGUAGUUACAAAAAAAUCAUGGUAACCUGCUUGAUCGUGUGAAGUUCGACCUUUUAGGUUAGUCAUUUGAAAUGUACGCAGCCACAAUUACUUGUUAAUGUAAUUAUCAAUUUAAGAGAUAUUGCAGUUGAGUUCUGCAGUGAGUGAACUCGGUUUAUGAAUGUGCUGAUUUUACAUAUAAAAAUGUAAUAUUUGAACAGUAGUCCAAGCACUGAUUAAGUGUAGGGUGAGUUAUGGAUGAAAGGUUACAUACAUUUAUAUUUAUUUUGAUAUCCCUGAAUGUUUGAGUAGCACGUACAUAUUUACCAGACAUUUUGUUAUUUGUUCUUUUUUAAUGAAAGAUAAAUGCAGUGUUAAAACACAAAAGGCAGAUAAUGCUGUGUUUUACUGUAAGAUACAUAAAAAAGUGUGGAAACUUUUUUGUCAAAUAUUAAUUAGAUAAUUCUGUAUAAUACACUAAGAUACACAUAAAAAGUGUGCAAACUUUUCUGUCAAUAAUAUUUUUCUUUUCAAUGAGCAGCAUGUAUGUGAAAGAUUAAAAUAAAUAUAUCUAUAAUAUUUAUGCAUAAUAUUUUAGAUCAGGAUGAAUGUUUGCAGGCUUUCCUUGCUGUGCGAUUCAGGACUUUGUAAUUGCUUGUCCCUCUUGUGUUGUUUUAUUGCCAGUCUUUAUUUCUGGUGCAUUUGAAUUUUAUUUCUAUCGUAGUCCAAGCUUGAAUCUCAUAGUUUAUUUUGUCUUUUACAUGUGCUUCUGUUGCUAAAAUUGAUUUCUUUUAAAAAGGAAUAAAUUGCCAUGUGAAAGUG